AAAACCACAAUGUGGGGUUAAUACCAUUAAUCUGCCAAAUAUACUGCAUAUUUUGUCUGGAUUACUAUAAAUGCAGUGUGUGUUUGUGUGUGUGUGUGUGUAAGCGACCCUAAACUACAUUGCUAUGGUAACAUUGAAGCAGGAGAUGAUAACAUCUUGUGAAAUAGAGCAGUGGGCGUGAUUUUGAUUUUCUGCUGAGUUUGACCGUCAGACGAAGAGAAUAUAAGGUGAGAUGUGGUCAUUUACACUCCACUCCAGUCAAAACAUAAUUCCUUGGCUCAGCCACCUAACUAUCCCACUCCCAAAAUCAUGGAAUCUGCCAUUAACGUGCUCGUCUCCCAGUUCAAGACUUACGCAGCGAAAGAUGACUCUAAGAACACUCUGAGCAAAGAAGAGUUUCAGAGCCUGGUCACCUCCCAGCUACCAAACUUUGUAAAGAACUAUAAAACCAACUCAAAAUGGUUCUUAAUAAGAAGAGGAGUGUCUGCUGACUCUCAGAAUGCCUCUGACCCAGCCACCGUUGAUCAGCUCAUGAAGUCAUUGGACGAGAAUAACGACGGCGAGCUGACGUUCCUGGAGUUCUGGAAGCUGAUUGGCAGCGUGGCGAACCAACAUGGCGGCUUUAGCAAUAAAGAAACCUGAUGUAUUAGUCAACUUCAAGAAAAUGACUUUAAUUUUACCUUGUGACUUUCUUAUGUAAUUAUAACAAUCUUCAGGUAAUGAUUGUCCAAAGCAGUUGACGGCAAAUAAAAUAAAGCGUUGUUUUAUUCUCUA
Molecule: messenger RNA, 774 nt
Organism: Cyprinus carpio (common carp)
Lineage: Eukaryota; Metazoa; Chordata; Actinopteri; Cypriniformes; Cyprinidae
Product: protein S100-A13-like
Cellular component (GO): perinuclear region of cytoplasm
Molecular function (GO): transition metal ion binding; calcium ion binding
Source: RefSeq, a predicted model, not a curated record